This is a messenger RNA of Encephalitozoon intestinalis ATCC 50506, 447 nucleotides long. Its product is annotated as Orm1-like membrane protein. The transcript has a single exon. Gene Ontology annotation, biological process: negative regulation of ceramide biosynthetic process; intracellular sphingolipid homeostasis; ceramide metabolic process. Lineage: Eukaryota; Fungi; Microsporidia; Unikaryonidae. The record is from RefSeq and is a predicted model, not a curated record. Gene Ontology annotation, cellular component: endoplasmic reticulum membrane. Bases 1 to 447 code for a protein of 148 amino acids.
AUGGGGAGUAAAAAUAAAGGCAGGAAAGUCGAUGUCUCCCAAAAUGUGGCCUGGACGUUGCAACGAGGAAGUUGGAUAAUCCAUGUGCUGGUUAUACUUCUCCUCAAGAUGACGCUUUCGGUGGUUUUCAACGACAGCAUAGGAUGGCAGCUCUCACUAAUUAUCUACAACAUCUCCACCUUUGUUUUCUUCCACAUGAUCCCCGGGGAUCCCUUCAACGACAGAUACAGCCUCUAUACAUUUUGGGAACAGAUUUCCGAGCAACUGGAGGGCACACCCGAUCUCAUCUUCAUAGCUCUGUUCCCUCUGAUAGCAUUUACAGCUGUCAACUUCAUUAUAAGGUGGAACAUCUUCUUGUUCUGGAUUUGUGUUGCAAGUCUGUUCAUUGUGACUAUUCCAAAGUUUGGAUUCAUGCAUCUCAGGAGAAUCUUGAUAUUCAAAGAGUAG